Neogale vison (American mink) is the source of this 8018-nucleotide messenger RNA. RefSeq names its product clock circadian regulator (gene CLOCK). Gene Ontology annotation, molecular function: E-box binding; DNA-binding transcription factor activity, RNA polymerase II-specific; protein dimerization activity. Gene Ontology annotation, cellular component: nucleus; cytoplasm; CLOCK-BMAL transcription complex. Gene Ontology annotation, biological process: regulation of transcription by RNA polymerase II; circadian regulation of gene expression. NCBI's taxonomy places the organism in Eukaryota, Metazoa, Chordata, Mammalia, Carnivora, Mustelidae. Bases 523 to 3054 code for a protein of 843 amino acids. The transcript is spliced from 24 exons. The record is from RefSeq and is a predicted model, not a curated record.
UGAGGGGAGGGGCAAAUACUGAGCGCCGGCCGUCGGAGCCCGCGGGGGUCACUGACGACGCAUGCGCCAGCAGGGAGCGCAAUCACAGACUGGGCUUGCGGCUACCGGCUUAAAAAGGAAACCCCCGAGAGCGAGAGCGCGAAGGAAAUCUGGCCGCCGACGCGUGCGCGCUCCCGUGAAAGAAAAGCACAAGAAGAAAGUUUUACAGUCAUUAUUGAUAUGACUAUUCUGCUGAUCCCCCAAAUCAAAAAAAAGAAUUUUGAGAGUGAUGGUCAGCCAUAUAGAAGAAUAUAUUGAACCUAUAGUUUUCUGAAGAAUCAGUUCAAAGAUCCAAAACAUACAAAAGAUCUGAACAUGUAUACAGUGGUGAAAAUAAACACUGCAUUUUAAAGGAAGGGAGAGAAUGGAAUUAAAGAUGUUGGAACAACAAUUGUGCUGUGCCACACAGUUUUCCUGCGAGAGGGAGCAAAAAAGGAAAGGAGAAGUACAAAUGUCUACCACAAGACGAAAACGUAAUAUGUUAUGUUGUUUACCGUAAGCUGUAGUAAAAUGAGCUCAAUUGUUGACAGAGAAGAUGGUAGUAUUUUUGAUGGGUUGGUGGAAGAAGAUGACAAGGACAAAGCAAAAAGAGUAUCUAGAAACAAAUCUGAAAAGAAACGUAGAGAUCAAUUUAAUGUUCUCAUUAAAGAACUGGGAUCCAUGCUUCCUGGUAAUGCUAGGAAGAUGGACAAAUCUACUGUUCUGCAGAAGAGCAUUGAUUUUUUACGAAAACAUAAAGAAAUCACUGCACAGUCAGAUGCCAGUGAAAUUCGACAGGACUGGAAACCUACAUUCCUUAGUAAUGAAGAAUUUACACAAUUAAUGUUAGAGGCUCUUGAUGGUUUUUUUUUAGCAAUCAUGACAGAUGGAAGCAUAAUAUAUGUGUCUGAGAGUAUAACUUCAUUACUUGAACAUUUACCAUCUGAUCUUGUGGAUCAAAGUAUAUUUAAUUUUAUCCCAGAGGGGGAACAUUCAGAGGUUUAUAAAAUACUCUCUACUCAUCUGCUGGAAAGUGAUUCGUUAACCCCUGAAUAUUUAAAAUCAAAAAAUCAGUUAGAAUUCUGUUGCCAUAUGCUUCGAGGAACAAUAGACCCAAAGGAGCCGUCUACCUAUGAAUAUGUGAAAUUUAUAGGAAAUUUCAAAUCUUUAAAUAGUGUAUCCACUUCAGCACACAAUGGUUUUGAAGGGACUAUACAACGCACACACAGGCCUUCUUAUGAUGAUAGAGUUUGUUUUGUAGCUACUGUGAGAUUAGCUACACCUCAGUUCAUCAAGGAAAUGUGCACUGUUGAGGAACCUAAUGAAGAGUUUACAUCCAGGCAUAGUUUAGAAUGGAAGUUCCUAUUUCUAGAUCACAGGGCACCACCUAUAAUAGGAUAUUUGCCAUUUGAAGUUCUGGGAACAUCGGGCUAUGAUUACUAUCACGUGGAUGACCUAGAAAAUUUGGCAAAGUGUCAUGAGCAUUUAAUGCAAUAUGGGAAAGGCAAAUCAUGUUAUUAUAGGUUCCUCACCAAGGGACAGCAGUGGAUUUGGCUUCAAACUCAUUAUUACAUCACUUAUCAUCAGUGGAAUUCAAGGCCAGAGUUUAUUGUUUGUACUCACACCGUAGUAAGUUAUGCAGAAGUUAGGGCUGAAAGACGACGAGAACUUGGCAUUGAAGAGUCUCUACCUGAGACAGCUGCUGACAAAAGCCAAGAUUCUGGGUCUGAUAAUCGUAUAAACACAGUCAGUCUCAAGGAAGCUUUAGAAAGGUUUGAUCACAGCCCAACCCCUUCUGCUUCCUCCCGGAGUUCAAGAAAAUCAUCUCACACAGCUGUCUCAGACCCUUCCUCAACACCAACAAAGAUCCCAACGGACACAAGCACUCCUCCCAGACCACAUUUACCAGCUCACGAAAAGAUGGCAUCGAGGAGGGCAUCAUUCAGUAGUCAGUCCAUAAAUUCCCAAUCUGUUGGUCAGUCGUUAACACAGCCAGCGAUGUCUCAAGCUGCAAAUUUACCAAUUCCACAAGGCAUGUCCCAGUUUCAGUUUUCAGCUCAAUUAGGAGCCAUGCAGCAUCUAAAAGACCAAUUAGAGCAACGGACACGGAUGAUAGAGGCAAAUAUUCAUCGACAACAAGAAGAACUAAGAAAAAUUCAAGAACAGCUUCAAAUGGUCCAUGGUCAAGGGCUGCAGAUGUUUUUACAACAGUCAACCCCUGGUUUGAGUUUUGGUUCUGUUCAACUUUCUUCUGGAAAUUCAUCUAACAUCCAGCAACUCACACCUAUAAAUAUGCAGGGCCAGGUCAUUCAAACUAACCAGAUUCAAAGUGGAAUGAAUACUGGACACAUUGGCACAACUCAGCAUAUGAUACCGCAGCAGACUUUACAGAGUACAUCAAGUCAGCAGAGUCAACAGAAUGUGUUGAGUGGGCACAGCCAACAAACCUCUCUUCCCAGUCAGACACAGAGCCCUCUCGCAGCCCCGCUGUACAACACUGUGGUGAUCUCCCAGCCGGCAGCCGGCAGCAUGGUCCAGAUCCCGUCUAGCAUGCCACAGAGCAGUACGCCGAGUGCUGCAGUAACUACAUUCACUCAGGACAGACAGAUCAGAUUUUCUCAAGGUCAGCAGCUUGUGACCAAAUUAGUAACUGCUCCCGUAGCUUGUGGGGCGGUCAUGGUACCUAGCACAAUGCUCAUGGGUCAGGUGGUGACGGCCUACCCUACCUUUGCUCCACAACAGCAGCCGCCGCAGACACUGUCAGUCCCGCAGCCGCCGAGCUCCCAGGAGCAGCAGCUCGCUCCGGUUCAGCAACCGGCUCAGGCUCAGCUGACGCAGCCGCAGCAGUUCUUACAGACUUCAAGGUUGCUCCCCGGGAGUCCUUCUGCUCAGCUCAUCCUCUCCGCCGCGGUCCCGCUACAGCAGAGCGGUUUCCCUCCGUCGCGGCACCUGCAGCACCAGGCGCCACCGCAGCAGCCACUGCACCGGCACAGGACUGACGGGCCGAGCGACCCUUCCAAGGUUCAGCCGCAGUAGCGCACGCGCCUCCUCUCUGACCUCGGGGGAGGAAGGGCUUGUCCAGAGCAGUUGCUCAGACGAUCUGAGGCUGCAAGGAAAAGUUCCAGCAGUUGCACAAGAUGCAGUGUUGAGUGUCGUAGUUUCUGGGAUUGGUUAGCAGGGAAAACGCUGCCUAGAGCUCCAGAAGUCCGUGCAAUACCAGCCAGCAGGAGAGGAUCACGGGGCCAUGGCCAGUUCUGACAGUGUUUUCCUCGCCCAGCGAUUUUCUCGAUGGAAAGAGUGUAUUGCCAAAUGUUAAGAAGCUCAGCUAUGAAACAUGACCUCCAGUCAAUCAGAAAGGCACUAACAAUGUUAGUAACUUUUAGUGGUUCUGUGCCUGUUUCUGUGUUACAGAGGACACACCACUGUCACGGCAGGGCUUGCUUACAAGGAUGCCAUGAAGACAGUCCAGUAGAUGCAGUAGGCCCCCUUCCCCAUUCCCUCUCCCCUUUUCAGAUAAUGAUUGGAUAGUCAUUAAUUUCAGAAUGUUGUGUGGUUCAAAUUCUCUAUGUAUAGAUGCUGUAAAAAAUUAUGUAUAUGUCUGGAUAAAAGGAGAAGAAAGCAAAACAUUUUGUAAGCUGCAUGAAAGCAUCUCCUCGUAGGUCUAUUUCCUUAGAUUGACACCAUGUACAAACCAGUACUUUCUCUGUUUCCCCUUUUGUUUACAACACAGUAGUGUUCUGCUCACUUUCCGGGGCACAAGGCUUUUUGUUCAUACUUUGGCUGUGAUGUCACAGUUUGUUCCGUGAGGUAUGAUGUGCUGCUGGGAAUGGAUAUUUUUUUCCAGGUUAAAUUAUUGAAGCAACAGGAUUUCCAGAAAUAUCCCUCAUUUCAUUAUUUUUCAUGUAGGUUUGAAAAUAGGAUUUGCACUGCUUUAUUUUAGAUGGUUGGAAGUUUUGGUCACAUAUUUUGAUAUAGUUCAUAGUUGGAAAUAGUUGUGUAAACGGCUUUCAAUAAGCCUGAAAGUCAUUUCAAGAAUGUUCCAGUUAUAGGCGUAAAAUUUGCACACAAAAGAUUUUAGGCACUUUUUAACAUUCUCACUGGUGGGAAUUUUAACUUUUAGGAUUUGUUGGAAUCUUUUUAUUAUAUCCUUCACAAUUUCAAUGCUUCUUUUAGUCAGAAAUGAUUCAGGGUUAUUUGAGAGAAAAAAAAACAAACCCAUAGUGCCUUGAUUUUGAUUCAGGUGAUAACUCACCAUCUUGAUCUCAUUGUCUGGUUUCAGUAGCAGUUUCGAAACCUUAGUACAUUUUUAACAGCAUGUGGGUGUCAGUGCCAUUAAGAUUCUCCUCAGUUCCCAGGAAGACUGCUUUGAGUCUCUUGGACUGGAGGUACAAGUAACUUGGGGUGGGGGGGGGUGACAUCCAAAACACUACCAGAGUCAUUGAUGUGAUCACACAAUUAUUUCCCUAAAUCAACAUCUUCCUUUCAAGCUAAACAGUUAAGAAUUACCUGUAAGUAUUUUCUCAAUGUGAUGUUGAUAUUCCUACAAAGAAAAAAGAAGGGGUAGGAAUUGGCUUUGCCUUCACUGUAACAAUAGAAUAUUGUAAACUCACAUGCUUUCUAAACAUGAACUAAGAUUUCAUUUGGCAAUAUUAGAUUCUAAAGGUAAUAAAUUCCAACAGAAAUUACAUAAAGCAUUUUAUAGAUUUUUAUGGUACUAAUAAUUAAAUUUACAACUAUAGAGCAAAGGAUAAUUAAUGGAAGUAUCUUAUUAGAGUAUCAAAAAUUAUUACUGAGGAAAGGGAGAAUGGCAAGCUGGUAAUAUAUCAAAAUUGAUCUUAAAAGAAAAUGUAUAACAGAACUGAGGCUGUUAAGCAGAAGGUUUUGAGCAAUGAAAACAACCUACUACAGAAUUGCUCUUAAGCUCAGUUCUUAGGACUUUUCUGUCCUCCACUUUGCUCUCAUCCCGAAGGGAUAUACUUUGUCUUUCUGUAGACAACUGUACUUGGGCACACUUAAACUAAAAAGUUAUAUUGAAAAAGAAAAUAACCAAAGAAAGUUGGUACCUACCCUUCUACAAAAGAAGUGUCACUAGAUACCAAUCAAUAAUUAACAUAUCAAGAAGCUCCUCUUCUAGCUAAAUGAUCUGGAUGAAGAGAUUUCUGACUUCCUCGUGAAUGUCACGAACAGUUGGCGGAGUGUGUGUGUAACUGGAGCACAGGUACACAGAGACGAAACUGAUGUGGUACAACACGGCAACAGUAUUCAUUUUCUCCCCUUUCAAACUGCCUUUCUCAACCUUAUGGCAUCCCAUAUGUAUUUGAGUUGUGCCUCAUUUGUUCAGUGGCAGUACCUAGCGGUAUGGGGGACAGAAGGUACGAAGAACUGUUCUGUUGAGAUUCAGCCUCUCAACACCAUACUUAGAAGGAACGCCGGCCAGCUGGGGGCACGGUGUACUUAGGUCGACAAAGGCAGAGCGUAAGACAAGCCACAAGGUACAGCUGUAGACUGUUCACAUUCUCCUCCACCAGUUCCUUCAAGUAUUUUCCAUAUUUGGGAAGGAGAAUUAGACAAGACGUCAUUUUAUAAUUCCUGUUGUUCUUCACAGCUCAUUUUUGCCCGUGGAGUGGAUUGCUGAAAUGAAAGGAGCGGCUAGCUGCUGUCCCUUUUCUGGCAGCACGAACCGUUGUCCUAGAGCGAGGGAGCACCAGCUGCCUCGGCUCCUUCUGUGUUGUCCUCCUGCUCUCCUUGAACUUGGAUUGCAGAGCUGUCCCUCCCCCCACCCCCCAGUCACUGAGACCUGACGUUCUGGUGAAGAUUCCGCAGUUGCCUCUUGUUCAUUUCUGGAGCCAAAGUUGUUCCUUAAAAUCCCAAAUCUGCAUAAUGAAAAAAUACCAACUAGAGACACGUUUCAGCUACUUCAGGGUCAUUACCCUCCCUCUGCUUUACUUUCACAGAGAUUAGAUUUUUCUUAAAAAACAUCUUGUUCUGGGUGGCACUUUUUGGUCCGAAACUGUUGAAGCCCUGGGGAAAUGUUAGCUGCUGUGCGGCCACCCUGCUGGGGACACCUCGCGGGAGGACAGCGAGGAUCAGUCAGGCUGCUGCUGAGAGUGGGGUCAGACCAGAACCCGGACACUCCAAAGUUACUCCCAUUUUCGGUAGAACGUAUCAGAGAACAAGCUAACAGGAGGGAUGGGGAAGGCACGUGAGCGAAUACGACCCUUCGCCUCCAAACUCUGUCCUAAGCUGAGGGGGUCAUUUGCAUCCCAUGCUCUGCUUUGUCACUUAAAUUUGGUUUAGGAAUGUACUAGAAAUCAGAGGAUGCCAGGGACGUUGAGAAGUUGCUUACAGAAUACUCCGUGCAGAACAGUGAAAAUGUGAUUUGGUUCCUGCCGAAGCACUAGUUUGUGGUCAUUGCCUUAAAGCGGUCCGCUUGCGGUUCGCUCGCGCGGAGGCGGCGCGGCGCCCUGCAGGGCAGGUGCUCCGGGGAGGGGAGCCUCAGUGCGAGAAGCCUUGGAAAGGGGCCCCUUCAAGUAGCACUUUCUCUGGCCCCACACAAUCCUUUAAAAUGAUUUUAAACUGGAUAUUACUCAACUUGUUUUCUGAUGUUUCCACUACAGUGAGGUAAACCUUUUCAUUUUUGUAACGUGGAAGGCAAAUAGCAGUUUACUCUAGGAUUGACCAUUUCUUCCUUUUUCUUUUGCUCUAGUUCUUUGAUGAUUGCAAAAGUUUGUCAGUGAACAUUUGUGUAAAAACUCAUUCGAGUCUGUGACCUUUCCGAUAUCUGUGACCCUUCUCUUCAGCCUCUGGGAGUCGAUGUUGGAAGGUGUAAACACUGGAAAUUACUAUUGCCGAGUGAGUCUAGCCAGGAGUAGGCGGACUGGGAUUUUCGAAUGGUGGAAAAGAAACGGCACAAAGGCACUUGGCAUUUUACUAGUGAUUGGAGAGCGAGACCCUCUGAAGUUUGUUUGGGUUGGGUGAGCAUUCCUCUGAAAGGAGCUUCUGAAAUAAAUGCAAAGGAAAAGAGUCGACUAUUUUUAUAGCAUAUUUAAUAUAUUUGUAUAUAACUAGGAGUAUAGUAGGAACCCUCCACAUGCCUCCCCCUUUUCUAAGUUUCUCCCCCUUUGCCAUAGCACUAGUAGAGCCUCAUCUGCAUGAGUAACGUGCCUGCUGUCAGCCUACCACGAGAUAGUGCUGCUGCUUCCGAGACAGGUGAGAGGACCCACCUCUCAUGCCCGGGGAUCCGUUCUGUAGGACGAGCACACACUCUCCCAACAACAUACCGCAGUCUGAAAGCAUCAUUUUGAAAUGUAACAAGCACUUUAUUGCAACUACUCAUUUUGAUAAAGUUGAUUACCUUAGGCAUUACCAUUUCUAAAGGAUCCCCGAAUCAUCACUUAGGUGAAAUUUAAAAAUAACACAUUUCUGAGAAAUGUUUAGAUCCAGUGAACCGUAGCAGGUUUAUGGGAGUGAUUUCAAGGUAGCCAAAUGAAUUUUGACUUUGGUUUUGAAUGUGGUGGAGUCAGGAGAUUGUAAAAUGCCUAGUUCCAUUUCGACACUAUUGUAAACCUAUCUUGCCUAUCGUGUGGACACCAAAAGAGACCAAUGAGCCUGUUUAUUUUCAGAGGUCUAGGAAAAUUGCAUCAGUGUGAAUAGAUGUACAGAACUAACCUAAAAGUGACUGGUAGUAAUAUUUUAGAAUACAAUAAUUUCAAGAACUAUUCUGGGUGUUUUAAAUGUGCUCUGAAAUGUUGGCAUGUCAUUUCAGUGUUUCCAUUUGAAUUGCUCUUGUAAUAUUUUUGCACAAAAAGGACUGAGAAAAAGACUACUUUGGUUGAAGAAAAGUAUAAUUUGGUCUUAUUUUAAAUGUCUCCUGUGGAAACACUGGGGAUGCAUUUUGUUGGUAUAGUUAUUAAUUCAGGAUAUUCAAAACAGUAUUGAACAGCUCACAAGAAAUUAAGCAAACGUGGACGUUUAAAAAUUAAAACUUUCUUUCCAUGUGA